Frankliniella occidentalis (western flower thrips) is the source of this 2507-nucleotide messenger RNA. RefSeq lists its product as uncharacterized. The coding region runs from base 550 to 1005 and encodes 151 amino acids. NCBI's taxonomy places the organism in Eukaryota, Metazoa, Arthropoda, Insecta, Thysanoptera, Thripidae. The transcript is spliced from 5 exons. The record is from RefSeq and is a predicted model, not a curated record.
UUGAAUGAGGUUGCAGUUCUGAAUGAAACGUGAAUCUCCUGCUGUUAAGCAAGACAAAUAACUUUAAAAUAUUUUUACUACUCUUUUUACUGUUUUUAUAGUAGGAUUAUUAUAACACGUUUUGUGUGCCAGUCUGAAUUUUUGAAAUAUCCUCAUUUUCCUUGAGAGUCUUUAGAGCCAUAAUUUUGUUGGAGGACAGGAAAAAAACACCCCUUGGUAAAGGAAAAUUCUGAAACAGGAACAUUCUGGCGGUGUCAUAUAUUGUGAUAAGUCAGGGUCUGUGAGUAUGUUGUCAACGCUUUCUGAUAAGGGAAGAGGAAAUCAUGUCAUCCUAUGUAAGACUUCUUAGUACCAUCCUAAUAAACAGGAAACACUCACUUCUUGUCAUUUGAUUGUUUUUGACUGUUAACCUGAGUAUCUUACUGCCUAACCAUUGAGAUCGCCACAAAAAUAUAUGUGCCUUUUCUUAAAUAAUUUUCAGCACCUGAGACAGUGGAAUUUCAAACUCGUCAGAAUGGCAAGCGUUUUGACACAACAUCAACCAACACGAUGCACAUCAAAGCCAUUCUUGCAUUCAUGUCCUUGUUCAUCGUGUUAACCUAUGGUUCGACGGAGGAAAAAAGAGAAUGCAAGACCUUAUUGAGUUCAGGCCUUGCACUGUACUGCCCAACUGAUGAGGAACCAGAAAAGACUGAUUGUUGCGAAGAUGGAGGAUUGUCUUCCUGCUGCAUUAAAGAAGUUCAAGAUCAAACCUUGGUGAUGAUCAUAGCUUUGUCAGUCAUCAUCUCAUGCUUUAUUUUGACAAUUUUAAUUGUGGUGUGCUGCUUUUGUCCCAAGUGUUUGCUCUAUGAUGCUUGUCGUGCCAAAUAUUCUCGCUCUGAGAUCAUAUCAUACACUAAAGAAGAGGAAAUGGCUCUGAAUUCUACCAUGCCAUACGAAAACCAACAUGAAACAUCAAGUUACAGUACCCAAACCAUUAAAAUCAAGCCUAUUGCAGAUGUAUGAGGUACAAUUUUCUCUUCCUUUUUACAAAAAUCUAAUGUGUUCUUGUUUUGUAAGCGACAGCUCUGUGUAACUUUUGCCCUCCAUUUUCAUAACUUAUUUUUUAUUAUUAUACAUUUUCUACUCUGUAAGUAAUAUUUUAAUUUGAUGUAUGUCUAUCUUUUUGGUUGAUCUCUUAAUACUGUCUAAAAUUGAAUCUCACUAUGAAUAAGGAAGAGAUCCCUUUUUCUUUAGCUUGCUAUAUUACUGUACCUAAAUAAUGCUAUGCUACCCAGGCACUAAUGUACAAUUUUAAGGACUGUGAGUUAUUUUAUCUGUUUGACACAUUGUCAUUGCAUUUCUCACGGUUGUGACUCUCAAAUGUCCUUAUUUUCUUAUGCUUUUUCGUAAUUAUGUGUACUACUGUAUCACCAAAGACAUGUAAUCAUGUUUUUAGCUAUUAUGAUGUAUGUGAUUGCUUUAGAAUGUAAUUAUUUGACCAUCACUGUGAGAUACAAUGGUUGGUCUCUCUAACUUUUUGUGAGGAGUGGGCUUUUUAUCCUGAAAAGUGACUCGCAUUAUGCCUAGAAACUUGCCAUGACCUCACUGAGGUCAUUGUAAAGUUUCUGAAUUGAAACACAUUCCAAUAGGUUAUCACUAGCUUGUGAUGUUUGAUGUUUUGUACCAGUUUAAGUACAUAUUGUGAUUUUUAGAUUGAUAGAUGGUAUGUUUUAGUUAAAUGAGUAUUACUGUACCAAUAAGUUUUUUUACAGUAUUGAGAGCCUAAUUUUGUACUCCUUUGAACUGUCUUGGCAAAUUCUUGCGACAAGAAAAUUCAAAUUAACUCUUAAUUAGUGUAAGGUUUUGCUACUACUCAUGUUCUAUUGUUGUACAGCCAUUGCAUUUUUUUCUUCUAGUCAUCAGAUUCUUGCCUGGUUUAAAAGACAUUUUUUUUUUGUUACUGUAUACUGUAAUUUUUUUAUAUUAAUCUACCACUGUAUUUUUUAUUUUUUCACUCUUUCAAGUUAAGUUGUUUUUAGCUUCCCUUAUUCAUUUUCAUAUGAGAACUAUUUAUUUUCCUGCCUUUAUGGGUAGUAGGGAAUGUAGACAUUAGCACCUCAGCAGUCAAUUGGAUUGGUAGCUUUAAAGUAAGUGAUUGUGGAAUUUUACUGAUCAUGUUAUAUGGAUGAGAUGUUCAGGCAUAAGGUGGAAAUACCUUUAAUUGCUUGUAUUUAACCAUACUGCUUUGUGCCAAAUUCACUCUUUUCUUUGAGUACAGUAUUGCUACAAUGUGUUCAGGUGCUUCGAUUUGUAAGCUUCUGAAAUGCUUGUUUUUAAGCGCAUGUUAUCUCUGUAAGGCCCAUAACAGUGCCAAACAGAUGCCGUCCAUUUUGUUUCCAGAGGAACAAGACUUCACCCUACUCUGCAUCUUAAGAAUGCUGUAUGUACAGAAGUCAUGCAGACAUUCAGAGUGAGGUACAUUGCUUGAACAUUUUCUAAUAAAAGUUUGUACUUUGUUUAAAAAA